Molecule: messenger RNA, 2907 nt
Organism: Oncorhynchus nerka (sockeye salmon)
Lineage: Eukaryota; Metazoa; Chordata; Actinopteri; Salmoniformes; Salmonidae
Gene: alkbh8
Product: alkB homolog 8, tRNA methyltransferase
Exons: 11
Coding region: 287-2725 (812 amino acids)
Biological process (GO): tRNA wobble uridine modification; tRNA methylation
Cellular component (GO): nucleus; cytoplasm
Molecular function (GO): tRNA (5-carboxymethyluridine(34)-5-O)-methyltransferase activity; tRNA binding; S-adenosylmethionine-dependent methyltransferase activity
Source: RefSeq, a predicted model, not a curated record
AUCAAGAAUUUAGAGUGAGACUGGUGUUAGCAAGACUAGCACCAGCUCGCUGUAGCAUGUGACGUGUUUACCUGAUCCGCAAAAUACCUAUCCAGGGGUUGUAUGAUCUAGCAUGCAUUCGCAAAGUCUGAUUAGGGGAACACGACUGUAUGAGGCGCAUUCCUCUUGCCUAGGUUUUGCUGACGCAUUCCAGAUAUUACAACAACGCCUGGAUAUGUAUUUUACGUAAUUCCGGAAGCAUUUCUCAGGUCUGUGUAGCAGUGGGGACUUAUUUAGUAGUUACACCAUGGAGUCCUGCUGUGAAAACGUGAAAGCUGUCAGGAGAAGUAAAGAGGAGAAGAAACUUCUCCGAAAACAAAUCAAAGCCAGUCAUACUUUACUGAAACAUGAGGGUUUAAGCACAGUAUCACAGCCCACCAAGAGCCUGGUGGUGGCUAAUGGUGGGCUAGGUAACGGUGUGAGCCGUGAGCAGCUCCAGGACGUGCUGGGAGAGGUCGGCGAGGUGGAAAUCCUGGUUAUGCCCCCACACAAACCCUACGCCCUAGUGACCUACAGGUCAGAGGUCAGCGCCCAGAGAGGACACGCCCUCAACGGACGACAGCUGCAGCGUGGGGACCAGAUUGUCACACUGUACCUGAGCUAUGUCAACACAGUGGACAGUGAGUUGUGGGGGUGUGUGGACCUCCCCCCAGGGUUGGUGCUGGUUGAGGAGUUUGUGUCUCCAGAGGAAGAGGCUCUCCUGCUGGAUGCUAUAGACUGGACGUCCCACGAUGAGGAUGUCACUGUGCAGAAAGUCCUGAAGCACAGGAGAGUGAAGCAUUUUGGUUACGAGUUUCGCUAUGACAACAACAACGUGGACAAAGACAAACCGUUACCUGGAGGUCUUCCCCAGGUGUGUGUCCCUGUGCUGGAGAGGUGUGUGAGGGACAGACACACAGAAGUCAUGCCAGACCAGCUGACUGUGAACCAGUACCAGUCUGGACAAGGUAUUCCUCCUCAUGUGGACACUCACUCUGCCUUUGAAGACCUCAUCCUCUCCCUAAGCCUGGGGGCUAAGACGGUGAUGGAUUUUCGUCAUCCUGAAGGCCGCUCGGUUGCCGUAGUGUUGCCACGGCGCAGUCUCCUGGUGAUGAAGGGAGAGAGCAGAUACCUAUGGACACACGGGAUAACCCCCAGGAAGUUUGAUGUGGUGCCAGCCUGUGACCCAAAAUCCCCUGCUGCAGUGACCUCUGACCUCAGUAACCAUAGUAACCUCACCCUAAGUAGGAGGGGCACCAGGACCUCUCUCACCUUCCGUAAGGUGCGCCGCACACCAUGUGACUGUGGUUACCCCUCGGCCUGUGACAGCCAGCAGCCUCCUGCCCCUCCCUCGCCCCCCUUCCUCCCUCGCAGCCAGACUGACGCCUGCCGUCUGGAGGCGGAGUUUGUGCACCGCGUGUACGAGGAGAUCGCUUGUCACUUCAGCAGCACUCGACACUCUCCCUGGCCACGCGUGUGUCACUUCCUGUCUUCCCUAGAACCAGGAAGCAUUCUCGCCGAUGUGGGCUGUGGGAAUGGAAAGUACCUGGGCGUCAACCCGGAUGUGAUUGCGGUGGGCUGUGACCGUAGCAGUGCUCUGGUCCAGAUCUGCUCUGAAAGAGGCUUCCAGGCCUUUGUGUCAGAUGCCCUCAAUGUACCUCUACGCAGUGACACCUGUGAUGCCUGCAUCUCUAUUGCGGUCAUACACCACCUCUCCACACAGGUCAUACACCACCUCUCCACACAGGUCAUACACCACCUCUCCACACAGGUCAUACACCACCUCUCCACACAGGUCACACACCACCUCUCCACACAGGUCACACACCACCUCUCCACACAGGUCACACACCACCUCUCCACACAGGUCAUACACCACCUCUCCACACAGGUCAUACACCACCUCUCCACACAGGUCAUACACCACCUCUCCACACAGGUCAUACACCACCUCUCCACACAGGUCAUACACCACCUCUCCACACAGGUCAUACACCACCUCUCCACACAGGUCAUACACCACCUCUCCACACAGGUCAUACACCACCUCUCCACACAGAAGCGGAGGCAGGCUGUGGUUGAGGAACUUGUUCGACUGCUGAGGCCUGGAGGACGGGCGCUGAUCUAUGUGUGGGCUGUGGAACAGGAAUAUAACAAGCAGAAGUCCAAAUAUCUCAAAGAGACCAGACAACAGGGUCCUACAGGCGACUCCACGGACCACAACAACCAGGAGUCAAAGAGUCUUACAGGCAAUACCAUAGACGCCCACAACACAGCACAGGACUUUUCAGGCAAUACCACAGACGCCCACAACACAGCACAGGAUUUUUCAGGCAUAGCCACAGACUGCACCAAGGUCCACCGUGAGACAGAGAGUCCAGCAAAACUGAGCAUUCACACCAACCGCACUGCCUUCAACUCCCAGGACCUCCUGGUGCCCUGGCACCUCAAGGGUGGAGUGAGAGGAGGGUGUAACCAGGGGAGGGGAGGGGAUGAGCAGGGGGAACAAGGCUCCAAAAAUACUUUAGACCCCCCCACUGAAGCCCAGGCCCCCGCUCCCAGCCCAGUGUUUCACCGCUACUACCAUGUGUUCCAGAAGGGGGAGCUAGAGGAGCUGUGUGUCAGGGUUAGAGGGGUGGCCAUACAGAGAAGCUACCACGACCAGGGGAACUGGUGUGUCAUACUGAAGAAGACUGGAGACAGAUAAACAACACUUCCACAUUUAGGUAAAUGUGCUCCUGAACUGAUAAACAUUGAAUUCGGAAAUAAAUUAGCUUUUCGCUUCAUCAGAUAAAGAUGGAGACAAUUAUACAAACCAAUUAACUGUUUUAUUAUCUCUGAUUUAUUGUAAAUAAUAAAGAUUGAAAAACAAAAUGUCCUUCAAAUUAA